CGUUAAAAGCAAACUUCGAGAACCAACUUCAGAUCAACUUCAUAUCUCAAUCACUCUUCAUAUUGAAUUAGUUUGCUGAGCUGAUUUGGUUAAAAUAUAAGAAAGCAUCAAAAUGGAAGAAAAGAUCAAAAAGUUAGAAUCAUUUGUGGAAGCAUUAAAAGGAGCCAACUUGAAUGAAGAUUUCGCAGCUCAAAUUAACUAUUUCAAUCAUCAUGAAGCAGUCCGAACCCUCCGCACGGAACAACACAAACAUGCUUACAGCGCGCAUUUGGUAGCAUCGGGAUUACUCGAGGUCAUCAAAAAGAUCUUGGACCAGAAAGCAGACCCGAUUAAUCACUGGGGUAAUAACACAACAAGGCUAAUGGUGUUGAUGCAGAACUUACUCUACAAUGGGUCUGAAGAAAUAGGCAGAGCUGUUAUUCAAGUUGACCUCCAUCUGACCUUUCUGAACUGCAUGAGGGAUAAAAGUGUGUAUGAGUUGCCAACAAGCGAAUCAGAGGAGCGAGUGUUCAGGCUGCUGUGUUGUUGCUACAACGAAAUGAGGUCAUACCCAGACUCGAGGCUGGUUCUUCGAAAAGCGGGACUGGUAGAGCUAUGCACCCAUUACAUGCAUGUUGGCUCCAAUGACAAUAGACUGACCAACGAACUUCUGUUCGUGCUCUCGUACGCGGCUGAUUUGGACGCCAACCCGGAUGCUCUCAAAGCGACUCAGUUCAACUUGGUCUAUAUCCACAGCAUCCUGCAGGAGUCUCUGCAAGACUCGGACCACAAUUCAUCCAUCGGAUUCUCGGCCGCAGAUAUCCUAGCAUGUAUACUGCGACUGGUGAAGAACGCUGACAAUGCGGAAACGCUGAUACCGAAAGGUCUCGUGGACACAUGCAACAAAGCGAUAGUGUCCCAUAAGAAUGAGCAGGAGCUACAACUCGGUCUGGAAACUCUGUGGACUCUGGCUUUCCAGAAAAGUGCGGCUGAGAUCAUCAUUGCGAACACUCUGCUGAUAGACACGAUCAAAACGAUGAAGAAGCAUCAUAGUGAGGAUGUGAAAGCGGCAGCUUCUGGAAUCUUGUUCCAACUUAAUGUAGACCAGCCUCAGAGUGGGCAACAGAAGGUGUCUGAAGACCCCGAGGAACAGCAUGUGAUGAUAAGCUACUGCUGGAAGCAGAAGGAAGUAGCGAGAGAACUGUCAGAGAAGUUCAAACAGUCGGGCAAAAAAGUGUGGAUAGACAUAGAGAAGAUGGAGGGGAAUAUUCUAGAACGAAUGGCCGAGGCCAUUGAGAAUGCAAGUGUGAUCAUAUGCUGCUACUCGGAGGACUACAAGAACAGUCAGGCGUGCAGAUCCGAAGCAGAAUACGCAUUCAGACUGAAGAAGCAGGUGAUCUACGUGAAGACCCAGCCUGACUUCGCCCCCAACGGGUGGCUGGGAAUUAUGAUGGGCAACGCUCUCUACUACGAGAUCCCAGACAUGUCUAGCGUGGAGGAGAAACUGCCCGAAGUUCUGGGUCGCGUCCACAGCAUCGAAGGGGGCACCAAUUCCAAAUCAGGAGGAGCUGCAACAUCGGCACAAACCACUGUGCAAGUAGCGAAAGAGCUCGAAUUCUUUUCUUGGACUGAAAGUCAAGUGAGGGAAUGGUUGCAUUCUAUUGGCAUGCAGCUAUCUGAUAAAGCUGAAAAAAGGAAUUUUGAUGGAGAAAUGCUGAAAGAGUUACGAGGUUGGCAGAAGGAAUGCCCAAUGUUCUUCCUAGAAUGCUGCAAAGACUUAGUGGUCAGUAGCUCGCCGAUCGACGCUUUGCGUUUAGGUUUAGAGCUCAAAAAGAUAAAGUGAAUUUUAAAAUUCAUUUAUCUACACAAAUUAGACUUAAUCACCUCUAGAAUUAACUUUGAUUCAAACUCUUUCAUUCAACUUCUGGAAGUUUAACGCAAUGUUAGUUUUAUAAUGUAGAUAACACU
Symsagittifera roscoffensis is the source of this 1947-nucleotide messenger RNA. RefSeq lists its product as uncharacterized. Lineage: Eukaryota; Metazoa; Xenacoelomorpha; Acoela; Convolutidae. The record is from RefSeq and is a predicted model, not a curated record. Bases 113 to 1822 code for a protein of 569 amino acids. Gene Ontology annotation, biological process: signal transduction. The transcript is spliced from 2 exons.